AUGGUAUCAGAGCAGCUAGUUGAAGUAGAUCCAUCUGGAGACCCGGUCCGAUGCCGGUCGUUUACUCAGUUUGGAUUUGGGAAAGACACUGUCACCGGAAGAUAUAAACUCAUAUGGCUAUAUAAUGAAUACCCUGCCGCAGCUACUCGUUCCACGUUCUGCGAGGUUUUGGAUCUAGAGGACAAAAAAUGGAGGUUCGUCGACACUAGUACUAGUCUUCUUGAUCAUCACGUCUUGAAUGAGCAGAGGCCAGCGUUUGCAAACGGAUCCUUCUACUGGCUCACCGGAGAUGAAGGAGGGUUCCCAACAACACAGACUAAACUCAUAGUUUUCGAUAUUCAUACUGAGGUGUUUCGAGUCACCCCAACACCACCUUGUGUUGACGUUGAUGCGUGUGGUGACAAGAUUGGUGUAUGCAAUCUCGAUGGCCGUCUCUGCGUUUCUGAGCUCAAGGGAGAUUGUAAGUUAAGAGUUUUGGUGGAUGGUUAA
Molecule: messenger RNA, 489 nt
Organism: Microthlaspi erraticum
Lineage: Eukaryota; Viridiplantae; Streptophyta; Magnoliopsida; Brassicales; Brassicaceae
Source: the annotation of a GenBank genome assembly